AUGUCUCAACAACAGGGACAGGGACAGGGACAGGGUAACAACAAUGGUAUCCUCGGUGGCCUAGGGGACACCGUCGGCAAGACAGUUGGAGGCGUCACCAACACAGUCGGCGGCGCAGUUAGUGGGCUGGGCAACACCGUCGGAGGCGUGACCGAAGGACUCGGGUCGACAGUAUCAGGUGCCAGCGAGGGUCUUGGAAACACCACGAAGGGCGCCGGCGACAGCGUCCAGGGUGGAUUCCAGAGCAUUGGGGGGAAAAAGCAGGAUGCAGAGAACCCUCUUGGCCUCAACCGUUGA
Molecule: messenger RNA, 297 nt
Organism: Penicillium chermesinum
Lineage: Eukaryota; Fungi; Ascomycota; Eurotiomycetes; Eurotiales; Aspergillaceae
Exons: 2
Coding region: 1-297 (98 amino acids)
Source: RefSeq, a predicted model, not a curated record